This is a messenger RNA of Sinocyclocheilus anshuiensis, 2630 nucleotides long. Its product is annotated as adenosine receptor A1-like. Gene Ontology annotation, molecular function: G protein-coupled adenosine receptor activity. NCBI's taxonomy places the organism in Eukaryota, Metazoa, Chordata, Actinopteri, Cypriniformes, Cyprinidae. Gene Ontology annotation, cellular component: dendrite; plasma membrane; synapse. Gene Ontology annotation, biological process: G protein-coupled adenosine receptor signaling pathway. The transcript is spliced from 2 exons. The record is from RefSeq and is a predicted model, not a curated record. Bases 430 to 1419 code for a protein of 329 amino acids.
GACCUCCCAGGAUUUAUCGACAUCGACAGACACAUGCACGGGCUUAAUUCUGAACCAUAUGAGAGCCGUCUUGAUUGACUCUGGCGCACAGAUGUUGAGUCACGCGCAGAUCGCUUCUGAUGAACUGGACUGCAUGUAAUGUGCGGGAAAUGUGAUCGUGGACGGUCUGAAGUGACUCACACUAGUUCACUGUGGAGCUGGACUGCACACCCGGACAUGAUUAUGAGGAUGAUCGUGGUGCCGCGGACGCAUUUCGGAGAGGAAACGCAACUUAUUUUUUCAUCCUGCGCCAUGUAACUUUGGCACCGACAUGUACACCAGAAUAAAGCGACAGUUUGGAGUCGUUUGACGUACCGGCAGUCUUUUCAUUAAAAAAAUCUGGGGAAUCUUUUAUCCUGUUCAACGUAAGCACGUGCACUCCUCGCAAGGAUGCCUGGUGUCCUGGGUCUGUACAUUGGGAUGGAGGUGCUCCUCGCCCUUUCCUCUGUCAUUGGGAAUGUGAUGGUGGUCUGGGCUGUGAGAAUCAACCGAUCUCUACGAGACACGACCAUUUAUUUCAUCGUCAGUCUGGCUCUGGCGGACAUUGCUGUCGGGGCACUUGUCAUUCCUCUGGCAAUAACUAUAAGCAUCGGACUGAAGACUCAUUUUUACAGCUGUCUGCUCGUUGUAUGUACUGUCCUGGUGCUAACGCAAAGUUCAAUUCUCGCCCUCCUGGCUAUUGCUGUUGACCGCUAUCUGAGGGUCAAGAUACCAAUGAGCUAUAAAAGAGUGGUGACUCCAAAGCGUGCUGGCACAGCAGUGAUGGCAUGCUGGAUGGUGGCCAUCGUAGUCGGCCUGACGCCCAUGUUGGGCUGGAACAAUCUGGAGAAGCUACGCCAGACCAACGGCACCUUGGGUGCUGACCUUCUCGUAACCUGUGAAUUCGAGAACGUCAUCAGUAUGGAGUACAUGGUCUACUUCAACUUUUUCGGAUGGGUGCUGCCACCGCUCGUCCUCAUGUUGCUCAUCUACGCUGAGAUCUUCUACAUGAUCCACAAGCAGCUCAACAAGAAGGUCACCGUCAACCAGACCGACCCCACUCGAUAUUACGGGAAAGAACUCAAGCUGGCCAAAUCUCUCGCGCUGGUGCUCUUCUUGUUUGCAGUCAGCUGGUUGCCGUUGCAUAUUCUGAAUUGCAUCACUCUCUUCUGCCCUAGUUGUGACAAUUCAAUGUGCCUUCUUUACGUGGCUAUCUUGCUCAGUCAUGGCAACUCCGCCGUCAAUCCCAUCGUUUAUGCAUUCCGCAUUAAGAAAUUCCGGAAUGCUUUUGUUAAGAUCUGGAAACAGUAUGUGUGUUGCACGGAGAAUCCACGUCUGGGUGAUCGCCCCAGCUUUCGCAUAGAUAGCAAAGAGAGAAGACUGCGGGACAAUGACAUCUGACACUUCGCUAACCAGGUCUCCUCCAUGAGAAGCACUUUUUCAAGUAUGACAGUAUAGAUGAGUCUACAGGGAAAAUGCAGUCUGGGAUGUAUGCUGUCAGUGGUGAGAAUACGUUUGCCACAGAAAUGGAGACGAUCGAACAUUACUGGCAAUGUUUCCUUGAAAACCCAGUCAAUGAUGCAUAGAAUGAAUUGCAUCGGUAGUGAGGGACCAUUAAAUAAAUGAAAAUGGCCUGUUUUAUCGGAAUUCCCACACAGUACAACUGGCAUUCACAUCUGUGAAUCUUUAUUCGAUUAUGAUUUCCUAUUCUGCUGUGGUUCAUUCGAAUGUGGCUAUCACAUAAAGGGCUUCAUAUAAUGAAUGCAAAACUGCAGACUCGUAAAUGUCAGCGCUUAUGAGUACACUAAACUACACUCGUCUUUAGUCAGGAGCAUAAACGAAUUUGAGGACUUUGAAAAAAGGACAUUGAGAAUGUGAUCUGAGGUCAUUUUUAUAUGCCAGAGAAUUCAUGUUUUGAGAAGUAUGGGAUAUGGAGUUAUUUGUCAUUUGCUGCUUUUUAUGACUAGCGCAAAUAGUAGGCAGCUAGGCCCACUUUGCCUUAAAUGGAUAGUUUAUAAAAACUGAAAAUUCUGUCAUCAUUUACACACCCUCAUCAUGUCAUAUGAGAAUUCAGAGUUGUUUUGGACCCCAUUGACUUUCAUUCAAAACUGCUAAAACAUUCAUUAAAAUGGCUUUGUUUAGCAAAAGAAAAUCAUGCAUGUUUGAUUAAAAGAUGACAAAACUUUCAUUUUUGGGUGAACUAUCACUUUAGGCAGAAAUUUGCAUGAUCCUAUUAGUCCAGUAUCAGCAAUGUUGCUUUUGCCGUGUUAUGACACUUUUUUGUUAUAUUGUUUUUGUCUAAAUGAAAUAGUUUGCCUUAUUAAUACUCAUCUCUACUGUGUGUUUAACAGAAUAACCACUGAAAAUUGACGAUGCGUUCUCAUAUUUGUUUUGGUGAGAAAAUCAUGUUUGCGUGAGGAAAUAAGAAAUGCAGCCUCCGAUUUCACUGCAUGAUGUUGAAAUGAAACAAAACUGUAGGCGGUUAGCAUUUAAUAUUUAGAUUGCUCAAAACUGGGGGCCUGAGAAAAGAUAGACAGGAAGGAACCAUGAAUAAAUCUAGAUUGAAUGAUACUGCUAGAGGUCUUGUGUGUGUGUGUGUGUGUGUGUGUGUG